Messenger RNA from Pleuronectes platessa (European plaice), 1442 nucleotides. RefSeq names its product tescalcin a (gene tesca). Lineage: Eukaryota; Metazoa; Chordata; Actinopteri; Pleuronectiformes; Pleuronectidae. Bases 176 to 841 code for a protein of 221 amino acids. The transcript is spliced from 8 exons. The record is from RefSeq and is a predicted model, not a curated record. Gene Ontology annotation, molecular function: calcium ion binding.
AUCCACAGGCUGUGCGGGUUUAGGACCUGGAGGACGCCAGAUGUUCCCAGGAGCUGCGCACUUCAGUUGCACUGUCCCGCCGACAGCAGCGCGAUAAGUCCGAGGGCAGCAGCGGAGAGUUGAGCCAGUCGAGCCGGAUUGUCGUGCGUCCUGACGCGCCGGCGGAGCAGCGACGAUGGGAGCUUCACACACGCGCACUGAGCCCAACGAGUUCCAGGACCUGAUGGACAAAACUGGAUUUUCAGCGGAGCAGAUUAAAAACCUUCGCAAACGCUUCCUGCAGCUGAGUGGAAACGAGGAGACAAUAAGCAGAGAAAACCUGGACAGCAUUCCGGCCCUCACCAACAAUCCCCUCAAAAAGGAAAUCAUCAAUGCAAUCUUCGAUAAAAGGAACCAGCAUGAGAGCGAGGUGGGCUCCUUCCAGGAGAUCGGCUUCGAGCAGUUCCUCAUGGUCAUGUCUCACUUCCGCCCUCCGACCCUGAAGACCACGCCGGAGGAGAAGGAAGCUUUGAGAAAGGAGAAGCUCCGCUUUCUGUUCAACAUGCACGACACAGACAACGACGGCACCAUCACCCUGGAUGAGUACAGGAAGGUCGUCGAGGAUCUUCUGUCGAAGAGCGGCGCCAUCGAGCCGGCGACCGCCAAGGGAAUAGCAGACGCUGCCAUGCUGGAGGUGGCGAGCACAAACGUGCCGCACAUGGCCCCAGACGAGUUUUAUGAAGGAAUUACAUUUGAGCAUUUUGAACAGAUACUCGAAGGCCUCGAGAUGGAGACCAGGAUGCACAUCCGCUUCCUGGAUGUAGGCACGGCCACGAUGCGCUGUGGGAGGUCCACGUCUUGAAGGAGUCGCUCCUCGUGAAGACAGAUGUUUAUGUUCCUGCUGUUUUUAGCAGAAUCUCCUUAAAACGGAAUGAAGCCAAAUACUUUUUGAUAUAUUUUUGGACGGUUAGGGAAUAAUCAGACAUUUUGGUUUUAUAGUGCUUAUAUAAAAGAAUGUCUAGAGGGAAUUAUUUAAAAGUCAAAGGACAUUUUGACUUCCCCAGCUCACAUUUAAUCCCGAGUGAUUCAGUUGAACAUAAUCCAACGUUCAACCACUCGGAUCCUGUCGCGUAUAUAUUUUCAUUUCUUCUGCCGCGCUCCACUUCUCUUCUAUCAGGUUUCACACUAACACUCUACCUCUCUGUGCUCCCUCUCUCUCUCCUGCUGUUCUGUAAAUCUGUGACCAGAAUGUAAGUGAAGGAUUCUUCAGUCAGAACGUUCCCAUGUUGGGUGAAAGUCAGUUGUGCCCAGCGGCUGCUCUGGUUUCUGUCUUAUUACAGCGAACAUCCCAAAAAACGUGAGAUUCAACAAAUCAUUCCUCUGCAGGUUCCUGUGUCUGCUCCUCUGAGACUCUGUAACACUCAUCUUACUACAAAAUAAAUGUCAGACUAAUGAUGAAAGAA